Messenger RNA from Strongyloides ratti, 750 nucleotides. RefSeq lists its product as hypothetical. The record is from RefSeq and is a predicted model, not a curated record. Bases 1 to 750 code for a protein of 249 amino acids. The transcript has a single exon. NCBI's taxonomy places the organism in Eukaryota, Metazoa, Nematoda, Chromadorea, Rhabditida, Strongyloididae.
AUGAUUUUAACUUUAUUCUUAAUUGAAAUCUAUCUUUUUAUUGUUGUGACAAGUGAAUCAGUUAAUUUGGUCUAUCAUAAUACUAACAAUGUAGGUAGAAAACCAUACAAAAAAGUUGAUUUAUUAUCAUCUCCAAUUUACCACACUUCAAUUACUAAAACUAAUAAGAAUUAUAAUUACAUUACAAAUCAACAACAACAACAAAAAUAUGCAAAUGUCAAAACAAAACAAAGUUUUAGAUACUAUUCUAUUGCAACUCAACCUAUAUCAAAAACAUCUACAUUAAAAACAUUACCAAACGUAAACUAUAAACCCAUAAAAAUUGUACCUACUCAAUAUUUAAAAAAUACAAAUGUUGGUCCAACAAUAGCUUACAAAUAUCAUGUAAAUAAAAAUAAUUUAAGACCUUAUCAAUACUAUUAUUAUCCAAGAGUUCAAUAUAAUACAAAAUAUAACUAUCCAUUAACAAAAACACAAUACUAUUAUCCUUCAACCCAAACACAAUAUAAUUAUCCUUCAACUCAAACACAAUAUAAUUAUCCUCCUUCUCAGUCACAAUAUAAUUAUCCUUCAACUCAGACACAAUAUAACUAUCCUUCAACUCAGACACAAAAUAAUUAUCCUCCAAGUCGACCAUCAUUGUUACCAUCAUUGGAUUAUGAAUAUACCUAUCCACAUAAAGGACAUGGUUUCUUUGGAAAUGAAUUAGCACAAUUUUGGAUUGUCUGCCAUGAUUGCCCUAGAGGAUAA